This is a messenger RNA of Andrographis paniculata, 1695 nucleotides long. RefSeq lists its product as uncharacterized. The transcript has a single exon. Bases 73 to 1467 code for a protein of 464 amino acids. Lineage: Eukaryota; Viridiplantae; Streptophyta; Magnoliopsida; Lamiales; Acanthaceae. The record is from RefSeq and is a predicted model, not a curated record. Gene Ontology annotation, cellular component: vacuole.
CUCCGAUCCAUCCCCUAUAAAAUACCCCAAACCAAACCCCCUAAUUCCUCCAAUUCACCCCCAAAUCCCACAAUGCCACACUCCUCCACACCUCUCCUAUCCUCCAAUGGCGGACGACUCCCACAAUCCCCUCCCAAAACCCUCUUCACAAAACUCCUCUUCACCAUCCUCCUCCUCACCGCCGCCGUCGCCAUUUCCGCCGCCGCCGCUGCCGUCAUCUUCUCCACUGCUCCAUCAAUAAACUUACGACGGAAAUCCGUCGCUAAAAAACUCAACAAACCCGUCGUCAUCCUCAUCUCCGCCGACGGAUUCCGAUUCGGGUAUCAGUUCAAAACCCCCACUCCCAACAUCCAACGCCUGAUUCUAGAAGGUUCCGAAGCUGAAUUAGGUCUAAUUCCCGUCUUCCCGACCAAAACUUUCCCCAACCAUUACUCCAUCGCCACCGGCCUCUACCCCGCCCGCCACGGCAUCGUCGGAGACGACGGCUUCACCGACCCCGCCACCGGCGACAAGUUCAAAAAAGACACCGUCGACCCCAAAUGGUGGCUCGGCGAGCCGAUCUGGGAAACGGCGGCGAAGAACGGAUUAAAAGCCCUAACUUAUUACUGGCCGGGAUCCGAAGUCCCGAAGGGGAAAUGGACAUGCUCCGACGACGAUUACUGCAAGAAAUUCGCCAAAGCCGAAAAAUUCGACAAAAGAGUCGAAGGGGUUUUGAAAUCUUUCGAUAAUUCAAACAAGGCCGACGUCCCUUCCUUGGUAGCAUUGUAUUUCGAGGACCCGGACUCCCAGGGCCACAAGGUCGGCCCCGACGACCGGAACAUCACGGCGGCGAUAUCCUUAAUCGAUCAAAUGGUCGGAAAAUUAAUCGAAGGGUUGAAAGAUCGCGAAAUUCUCGACGAGGUGAACAUAAUUCUCGUCGGCGAUCACGGCAUGGUGUCAAAUUGCGUCGAAAAGACAGUUUUUUUGGAUGAUUUCUCGGAAUGGAUAGAAAUUAACUCCGAUUGGGUGGAGACGUAUUUUCCGGUGCUCGGCAUCCGGCCGAAGUCGACGAAACUGACUCCGAAGAACAUCGUGGAGCAGAUGAACAAGGCGAUUAAUUCCGGCAAGGUUAAGAACGGCGAAUACCUGAAAGUUUAUCUGAAGGAGGAUUUUCCGGCGAGGCUGAAGUACUCCGGCAGCGAUCGGAUUCCGCCGAUCGUCGGACUGCUCGACGAGGGUUACAAAUUGGAGAAGAACAACAAGACGAUGAGACAUUUGUGCGGAGGCGAUCAUGGAUACGACAACGAGCUGUUUUCGAUGAGGUCGAUAUUUAUUGCGCGGGGGCCGGAAAUUAAGGAGAAGGAGAAAGUGGAAUCGUUUGUGAAUGUGGAGAUAUACAAUUUUAUUACGAAGCUGUUGAAGAUUCCGGCGGCUGAGAAUGACGGGACGGCGUUCCUUGCGGAUAGGGUUUUGAAACGGAGCCGUUAGUAACGGCGUUGGAUGGUUGGUUGUAACGUUAGUGGUGAUUAAGGAGAAAGCUGUUGAUUAGGGUUUCGAAUGCUCGUACGGCUUAGGUUGGUGUGUGCGUUUAAUUUGUCUGGUUCGUACAUGUUGCUCUGUCGGAUUUGUGGGUUAUGUAUUAAUUGGGAGCUGCAUCGUGUCUGUUAGGUUGUAUUUAAAAUAAAUAAAUAAAUUGUAUGCUAUUAUUAUUAUUAA